Molecule: messenger RNA, 2074 nt
Organism: Salvelinus namaycush (lake trout)
Lineage: Eukaryota; Metazoa; Chordata; Actinopteri; Salmoniformes; Salmonidae
Product: peroxisome proliferator-activated receptor gamma-like
Exons: 7
Coding region: 192-1946 (584 amino acids)
Biological process (GO): hormone-mediated signaling pathway; negative regulation of inflammatory response; positive regulation of transcription by RNA polymerase II
Cellular component (GO): nucleus
Molecular function (GO): zinc ion binding; RNA polymerase II cis-regulatory region sequence-specific DNA binding; nuclear receptor activity
Source: RefSeq, a predicted model, not a curated record
AUGGGAAGCCAUGCAGUUCGCGAAGGGAACUUCUGUUAUUCAAACACUGGUUGCGUGACCCACAUUUAACCUGUCCUAUUAUUAAGCAACCCCGUGAUCAAGAAAAAGGAAGACAUAUUGCUGAAUAAGUGAAUAGUGAAGAACGAGUUGAUAUUUUGUGUUGCAGAUCAAGACAGAGAUGGUGGCCCAUAAUGAGUUUUGAGCUGGGCACAUUGGACCUGGCAGAGAUGGACAACAGGAUGAAUAGUUCUGACAUGAAGACCCUGUCAACCCUGGACCACCCUUACCUCUCCUCCCUAGAGCACAGCCUCAACAGUCCCCACCACCACAGCCCAGACAGAAACCACUCAUUCAACCACAGCCCGGACAUAAACCACUCAUUCAACCACAGCCCAGACAUAAAUCACUCAUUCAACCACAGCCCAGACAUAAAUCACUCAUUCAACCACAGCCCAGACAGAAACCACUCAUUCAACCACAGCCCACACAGAAACCACUCAUUCAACCACAGCCCAGACAUAAAUCACUCCUUCAACCACAGCCCAGACAGAAACCACUCAUUCAACCACAGCCCAGACAUAAACCACUCAUUUAACCACAGCCCAGACAGAAAUCACUCAUUCAACCACAGCCCACACAGAAACCACUCAUUCAACUACCCAUACAACUACACAUACAGCGAGUACCAAUGUUCGUUAAAAGAGGAGUCCAUGUCCUCUCUUUGGUCUAGCAACUGUAGCGUUGUCAGACUGUCCAGACCCACUCUUCACUCCAAGUCCCCCACUUACACAGACCCCAGCACUCUGCUCUACAUUGACUGCAGAGUGUGUGGGGACACGGCCUCAGGCUUCCACUAUGGAGUCCAUGCCUGUGAGGGCUGCAAGGGAUUCUUCCGCAGAACCAUGCGGUUAAAACUGGUGUAUGACCACUGUGAUCUGCAUUGUCGGAUUCACAAAAAGAGCCGGAAUAAGUGCCAGUACUGUCGCUUUCAGAAAUGUCUGCUUGUGGGCAUGUCACACGAUGCCAUCCGCUUCGGCCGGAUGCCCCAGGAGGAGAGAGAGAAGCUGCUGGCUGAGUUUAUGGAUGUGUCCCCCAGGAGCCCAGAGUCAGCGGACUUGAGAGCCUUGUCCAGACAGCUGUGUCUGUCCUAUCACAGACACUUUCCCCUGACCAAGAGCAGGGCCAGAGCCAUCCUGUCUGGGAAGACCCACGGAAACUCACCGUUUGUCAUCCAUGACAUGAAGUCCCUGACAGCGGGUCAGGACUUUAUAAACAGUAGACAGUUCCCUUUCCUGGGGCACCAGAGGUCUGUCCUGCCCCCUCAAGAGCCUGCUGGGGAGCUGGAACUCUCCUUUUUCCGGCAGGUUCAGUUCCGCACCGUCGAGGCUGUACGAGAAAUCAUAGAGUUUGCCAAGAGCAUCCCUGGGUUCACAGAGCUGGACAUGAAUGACCAGGUGACCCUGCUGAAGUACGGGGUCAUCGAGGUCAUGUUGAUCAUGCUGGCGCCGCUGAUGAACAAGGACGGCACACUGUUCGCCUACGGACAGAUCUUCAUGACCCGGGAGUUCCUCAAGAGUCUGAGGAAGCCAUUCUGUGAGAUGAUUGAGCCAAAGUUUGAGUUUGCGGUAAAAUUCAACGUGCUGGAGCUGGACGAUAGUGAUACGGCGCUCUUCCUCGCUGUCAUCAUCCUCAGUGGAGACCGUCCAGGCCUGGUGAAUGUGAAGCCCAUCGAGGACCUCCAGGAGGUAGUACUGCAGGCCUUGGAGCUGCAGUUGAAGACCAUCCACCCAGACUGCCCCCAGCUGUUUGCCAGGCUGCUGCAGAAGAUGACCGAUCUGCGACCGCUGGUGGCUGACCACGUCCGCUUCAUCCACCUGCUCAAGAAGCAGGAGCUGGAGAUGUGUCUGCACCCCCUACUACAGGAAAUCAUGAGGGACCUGUACUAGAGUAGUGGGAGACUCAGUUUAACAGCUAUGAAGAAAAGAAGACUAUACACUGUACAGCAGUGGAGGCUGCUGAGGGGAGGACUGCUCAUAAUAAUGGCGCAAAUGGAAUCAAACACAUGGAAACUGCA